AAAAAGUAAAUUUUCUCUUAAAAACGCUUGUGAAGCUAUUUCGAGAUUCUUCCCACCGCCGGCACCGCGCCCCCAUCGGCAAGGAAGAGCUCUUCUCUGCCGGAAGCUGCAUCUAACAAUCUAGUCAUGGGUGAGGAAGGUGCAGUCGAUAAUAUGAAUCUGAAUAAUGAGGAGAAAAUUAAGCAGAAGAAAAAUGAUAAGAAAAGUAGUGCCAAAAGCGUAGUAGAGUUCCAUACUGAGUCCGCUUGAACAUCUGAGAAUGAAGGUAUUUCUCAAUUGAAGAGGGAUCAUAAAAGGGGCAAAGAAAACAAGAAGAUUAAGAAUAGUAAGGGAGCCAAAGAUGUUGAGGCUGACAUGAAGAGUGGUUCUAGAAAAGGUGAAUUGAGUGUAGUAUAUGGCGGUGAUCGACUAAAGAGUGAUAAUGCUGAAAGGAAUGGAGAGAGUUUUAUUGGACUAACAGUGGAUCACUCUGGAAUGAAGAGUGGUCGAAGAGAGAAAAAGAAAGAUAAGAAUGAGAUAGUGGAGACACAUGAUACUGACGAAGUAAAGAGGGAAGGGAGUAUCAAUUGGCAAGAGGGAGUAAAUGUAUCUGGAAAAGUGAGAGGCAAAGAAGUUCUGAAAGAGAAGAUUAAGCAGAAAGUGAAAAGAACUGACAGUGAGGUGGGAGAGAAAGAUGGAGAACUGAUCCUAGAGCAUAGUGAGAGUUGCAUAACCAGUGCCACAGAGAUUAGGGAGGAUAUGAAGAAGGACAAGAAAAGGAGGAAGGAUGUCAAUUUUGCCAGGUCAAAAGACACGCACACUGAAAAUAAAUCGGAUGAAAUUGGUUUAUCUUCACAGCGGCAGGAAAAUGUGCUUUAUGAUGUUGAAGAUCAUACUCAGUCAACAAAAGAAGAUGGUGGCACCAAGAAUAAUCAUGAAGUGAAGAAAAAGAAGAAGCACAAAAAGAAAGAGAACUACAAAGAUGAUCUGCCUGCUGCCCAGCAAAAAUAUGUAGAUAGUGACUCCAAUAGUGGUCUGAAUACUAAGGAGAUACCAAAUAAUGAAGCAGCAGAGUUCACAAUCAAAAGGAAGAAAAGGAAGAGUAAAGUUUUGGAAAAUUGUUCUAGUGAUGAACGAGACAAUGAAGCUGAAUAUGCAAAGAAAGGGAAAAGGAGAAAGACCAGUUUGGUGGUGAAAGGUUCAGUUGAUACUUCACCUAACAAAAGUAAUAAGAAAGUUAGAUUUUCUGAUCGGGUUGAGGUAUUUACUCUCCCUCCUAAAUCAAAUACUGAGGAUGGUAAUGGAGAGAAGGACAAUCUGGUAAUGGGCAAGCGACUCACACGGGAGGAAGAUGAGGUUGUGAAAGGUGCUGUUAUGAAGUACAUAGAGGAACAUGAGUUAGGAGAUGAAGGUUUGCAAAUGAUCUUGAACUCUGGCAAGCACCCUGAAGUGAAAGGUUGCUGGAAAGAAAUAGCAUCUUCCAUACCAUACAGGCCGCGUAGUGCGAUCUUUUAUCGCGCUCGGAUUUUAUUUAUGAGGUCUAAGAGCCGGAAAUGGACUCAAGAAGAGUAUGACAUGAUAUUGAAAUACCAGGAAGAGCAUGGUAACAAGUGGAGGGCGUUGGCAGAUGAACUUGGUAAACAUGCAUGGCAUGUCAAGGAUACUUGGCGCAGGAUAAAGGUACGUAGGAAGAAAGGAAAUUGGUCACAAGAAGAGUAUCAGAGAUUAUUUGAUCUGGUGAAUACUGAUCUACAAUUGAAACUUUCUGAAGAGAAGAAGUCCAAGCAUGGAAUGUUGCGGGACAAUAUCUGUUGGAGUGCAAUUAGUGAUGAGUUAUCCACUCGACCUCAUUCAACCUGCUGUCUAAAGUGGUACAAUCAAUUAACAUCACCUAUGGUAGCUCAAGGUGUAUGGGCCGAUUCAGAUGACUAUCGUCUGCUUAGUGCACUUUAUCGAUUGUAUGCAAAUUGUGUGGAAGAUGUCGACUGGGAUGAUCUUAUUGAUACCAGAGCUGGAGAUGUAUGUCGGAAGCGUUGGAACCAGAUGGUUCUACAUAUAGGUUCCAAUGGAAAUAAAUCAUUUGCUGAACAAGUUGAAGUAUUGGCUCAAAGAUACUGCCUGCAUCUUCUUGAAGCAAGAGUUACCUGGGAUAGCAAACCAAGGGUUCCUUGAUCUGCCCUUUGUAGCUGUGGAGUUUAAAGCUUGAUGUCAUGAAGAAAAUCACUUGUGAAGGUUAUUCGUCUCUCCAUUUCUCUUUAGUCUCAUUGGUAUCUGUAGUUCUGUACUCUGGUUUGUCAUCUUUUGUUUUAACUUUGGAAGAUCCUACAUGCUAUGUCAUACAUGAAGAUUUUGUCCUUUACAUUUACAUUUUCUGUUUGCCUGUAAAAAAUUAGCCUUCAGUGGAUUUGGGUUUGAUCUUUA
Salvia splendens (bonfire salvia) is the source of this 2400-nucleotide messenger RNA. Its product is annotated as cyclin-D-binding Myb-like transcription factor 1. Lineage: Eukaryota; Viridiplantae; Streptophyta; Magnoliopsida; Lamiales; Lamiaceae. The record is from RefSeq and is a predicted model, not a curated record. The transcript is spliced from 2 exons. The coding region runs from base 355 to 2151 and encodes 598 amino acids.